Salvelinus namaycush (lake trout) is the source of this 1275-nucleotide messenger RNA. Its product is annotated as suppressor protein SRP40-like. The transcript has 2 exons. Lineage: Eukaryota; Metazoa; Chordata; Actinopteri; Salmoniformes; Salmonidae. Bases 1 to 1275 code for a protein of 424 amino acids. The record is from RefSeq and is a predicted model, not a curated record.
AUGCACGAACGUCAUGACAAUGGCAGCAGCCGGGCCCAACCUUGCAGUUACGGCAGCCGGUCCAACCCUUGCAGGGAUGACAGUAGGUCCCUGAAACGUCGUAUACCUCCGGACUGGAUACUGCAACCUUUUAACGUUCACCCUGUCGACAAACAACGCAAGACUGGUAAGAUACACGGACGUCAUGACAAUGACAACAGCCAGUCCAACCCUCCCAGGGACGGCAGCCGGUCCAACUCUCCCAGGGACCACAGCCGGUCCAAACCUCCCAGGGACGGCAGCCGGUCCAACCCUCCCAGGGACCGCAGCCGGUCCAACCCUCCCAGGGACGGCAGCCGGUCCAAACCUCCCAGGGACGGCAGAGACAUGAACGAUAAUUCUGUCAACAGUAGGCGAAGCAAAGAACCCAAUAAAGUCGUUAAAGCUCAAAAGGUGUGUCCCGAGGUCUCCUGUAGCAAUGUCACACUAGCAAGGAUUGGUAGAUAUGACAAGGGGAGUGCUUCACAACGCAACAGCAUGCCUAGAUCGCAUAGAUCGCCCACUGGCCCACAUCAAAAACGUGGGGAUCUGGACAAUAUUAAGAAUAGAGCGGUCGACAUGUCCUACAAUCAACCUGGUUCUCAGUCCAGCCUUAAGGGGAGUUACAGAAAGAGGACCUGGAUGUUCAGCAAGAGACAGCACAACAGUGACAAUGUAGACAAUAUCACAUCUGAGGUUCAAAACCAUGUCACGGAUACCAAUGAGGAGGCUGACGUACCUAUAGAACCCACUGUAGAUGACAGCGAUGCUGAAAGUGACCACUGUGGCAGUGGAUCUAGGGCUAAAGUAACAACAGAAACAGUUGCAGAUGAUAGCGGCGAUGACAGCUCCAGCACCUCCAGGAGCUCCAGCAGCAGCUCCAGGAGCUCCAGGAGCUCCAGCAGCAGCUCAAAUGACACAGAGCCUGAGUCGGCCCCAUCCGAGGCUACCUCUGCUGAGAACCAGCCCAAGCAACCAGACUCUGCUGCUGAGACCCAACCCAAGCAACCAGACACUGCUGCUGAGAUUCAGACACCAGAGACAGACACUGGUAAGACUCAGACACCGGAGCCAGACACCGUUGCUGAGAUUCAAACACCGGAGACAGACACCGUUGCUGAGAUUCAGACACAGGAGACAGAGUCUGCUGCUGAAAUUCAGACACCGGAGCCAGACACCGUUGCUGAGAUUCAGACACCGGAGACAGACACCGUUGCUGAGAUUCAGACACAGGAGACAGAGUCUUUCAGUCCCUGA